CUCUCUCUCUCUCUCUCUCUCUCCCCUCCCUUACAGUAGUACAGUGGGGUUCCAUGGAACUUUCCUGCGUUGAUGCUGCAGAAAACAGUUGAGGAAAGGUACCGAUGGCAGGUGGUGGCACGUGAUUUAGGUUCAUUUAAGUGGAAGAGUGGAGACAAGUUCCGUGACUCUGCAGAUUUUCUAAGUUUAGAAGAUGAGUGAAUGCAUGCAGUAUGAUUGAAACUGUUGAGGGGGAGUGGAGAGAAGUUCCGUGACUUCACGGAUUUCCAAGUUUAGAAAGCGAGUGAAUGCAUGCAGUUUGAUGGAAAUUGUUGGAGAAGAGAACUUUUUAGAAUUGAUGAGCGGUUUGGGAAAUUGGUAGAGAGGAUUUCUCUGUGAAUUUAUUGAAGAGGUUUGAGGUAAAAAGGAAAGAAGAAGGGUUUGAAAUGGAAUCUACGCCUCAGAAGAGCUUGGAGAGGCUUAUUUCUCAGAGAGCUAUGCAGAUGAGCGCCUCAUUCCAUUGCAAAAUCUGGGUUCUGGGAUUCUUUUGUGGUGUUUGUAUCACUUAUCUGUUUCUUGUUGCUUUUACUCCCUACAAGGCUGCGGAAUUUGGAUUUGAAUUUACGAAUUAUAUUGGUUCUGGUUCUGCAAAUUCACCCUCCGUGAAUCUAGAAGUUGAUAGAAAAGAUCAAGGCAAUUUUUCAAGUAAUGUUUUUGGAAGUUCACCGAAUUUUGAAGGCACCGAGCAAUCGAGUUAUGUGAAGAAAGGAGCUUUGCUAUACUCUGCUUGGAAUGCCAAGCUUGAUGAGUCUAAAGAUUCUUAUGGAGAGUUAUUGAAAAAAGGGCUAAAUAUAACAAGUGUGCCCAAACCUCCUUAUGCGGAAAACUGCAAAAUGAAGGUAGAAAUCAAUAAAUUCUUUGAUAUUCGUGGAGAAAAUGGAAGCUUGCCUCAAUGGUCACUUUGGAAGGGGAAAUUAGGCCUGGAGUUGGCCAAACUUGCUUUCCCUUCUGAGGAACAGAAGCUCCAGUUUGGGCGCAAGAGGGCAUUCCAAAAUGCCAAUCCUCCUUGGGUUUUAGGAUCAGAUGAGGAUAAUUUUCCGCUCACCCGUGAAGUCCAACGGUAUUUGUGGAUUCAUCAACACCCACAAGACUGUGGUAACCCCAGUCUGCGAUUUUUAGUUGCUGACUGGGAGAGGAUUCCAGGAUUUGGCAUAGGAGCCCAACUAGCAGGGAUGGCAGGGCUUCUUGCAAUCGCCGUCAAUGAAAAUAGGAUUCUUGUUACUGGCUACUAUAAUAGAGCAGACCAUGCUGCCUGUCAAGGUUCAUCUCAUGCUCAUUGGUCUUGCUAUUUUUUCCCUGAAACCUCCCAAGAAUGUCGGGAUCGUGCCAACGACCUCAUGAAGAUUAAGGAAGCUUGGGACGAUCAUACUAUUACAGUGAAGGAUAACUACACAUCAAAGGAGAUAUGGCAUGGACGGAUUCCCAGGGUGUGGGGUGAACCAUGGAGUUAUUUGCAACCCACAACAGAUAUAAAUGGAAGCUUGCUUCGUUAUCACCGUAAAAUGGAUAGGCGGUGGUGGCGGGCACAGGCACUACGGUAUCUAAUGAGAUUUCAAAGCGAGUAUACAUGUAAUCUACUUAAUGUAGCCAGACACUCAGCUUUUGGCAUGCAAGCGGCUGAAAUGGUCCUCAGAACUAUUCCUUCUGGUUGGCCAAAGGUAAGUGUGGAAAGCUCUCGUACUGAUAUUGAAGAGUUUGUAUGGUCAAAUCACAAGCCAUGGAUUCCCAGACCAAUUCUUAGCAUGCAUGUAAGAAUGGGAGACAAAGCCUGUGAAAUGAAAGUGGUUGAAUUUGAGAAUUACAUGAAUCUUGCUGAGCGGAUUCGCAAAAACUUUCCUAAUCUUAACAGCAUCUGGCUUUCCACAGAGAUGCAGGAAGUUAUUGAUAAAUCAAAAUUAUACCCUCACUGGAAAUUUUAUUACACAAAUGUCACACGCCAGAUUGGAAACAUGUCAAUGGCCUCAUAUGAGGCAAGCCUUGGCAGAGAAACAAGCACCAAUUAUCCACUUGUUAACUUCAUAAUGGCUACUGAGGCUGAUUUCUUCAUUGGAGCCUUGGGUUCAACAUGGUGUUUUCUAAUAGAUGGCAUGAGAAAUACUGGAGGGAAAGUGAUGGCUGGCUAUCUAAGUGUCAAUACAGACAGAUUUUGGUAGCUGAAGAAAUACAUAAAAAAAAUGGGUGCAUGUGGUAUGUAAAUAUUUCUCCUUUUCCAUUUUGCUCUGGCAUGGAAGGUUUUUUUUUCUUUAACAGUGUUGUAGAUAACUGGGAAGCUGAGGCCACAUUUCAGUGGAAGCAAUAAGAAUAACUGCUCCUGUAAAUGCAUUUCCAUUAGUAAAUUUGAUUGUAAUUUUUAGUUUUGAAAGGUUUUUAUUGUUA
Messenger RNA from Phalaenopsis equestris, 2415 nucleotides. RefSeq lists its product as uncharacterized. Gene Ontology annotation, biological process: protein N-linked glycosylation. NCBI's taxonomy places the organism in Eukaryota, Viridiplantae, Streptophyta, Magnoliopsida, Asparagales, Orchidaceae. Bases 426 to 2192 code for a protein of 588 amino acids. Gene Ontology annotation, molecular function: alpha-(1->6)-fucosyltransferase activity. The transcript is spliced from 9 exons. The record is from RefSeq and is a predicted model, not a curated record.